GGAGCGGGGCGAGCCGCUGGCGGGACUAACUCAUGAAGAACAAGGGAGCGAAGCCGAAGAGGAAGGGAGCCGCGGGCGCCUUCGGCUGUGACCUGACGGAGCACCUGGAGAGCUCGGGGCAGGACGUCCCUUACGUGCUGAGGAGCUGUGCCAAGUUCAUUGAGACCCACGGCAUUGUGGAUGGAAUCUACCGGCUCUCUGGAGUGACAUCCAACAUACAGAAGCUGAGGCAGGAGUUUAGCUCUGAUCAAUGUCCAGACCUGACAAGGGAAGUUUACCUUCAGGACAUUCACUGUGUGGGGUCACUCUGCAAGCUGUACUUCAGGGAGCUGCCAAACCCCCUCCUCACUUAUGAGCUCUACAAGAAAUUUACGGAGGCAAUAUCUCGCUGCCCGGAGGAGGAGCAAUUGGCCCGUAUUCAAAAUGUCAUCCAGGAACUUCCACCAUCACAUUACAGGACUUUGGAAUACCUGAUCAAGCAUCUGAGUCACCUGGCCUCCUUCAGCAACAUGACCAACAUGCACACCAGGAACCUGGCCCUAGUGUGGGCACCUAAUCUCCUCAGGUCAAAGGAGAUCGAGGCUGUCGGCUGCAAUGGGGAUGCAGCUUUCCUGGAGGUGCGAGUCCAGCAGUUGGUGAUUGAGUUUAUCUUGAAUCACGUGGAUCAGAUCUUCAGCAACAACAUAACCACCAGCUCCAUGGAGCAUGAUGAGAAUAUGCCCAUUGUGAAGAGUCUGACUCUGCCCUCUGCCUCCCUGCCUAUGAAACUGGUGAGCCUGGAAGAAGCUCAGGCACGGAGCCUGUCAGCCUCCCACCCUGCCCGGAAAGAGAGGAGAGAGAACAGCUUGCCUGAAAUUGUCCCAGUCACUGGAUCCUUCUUCCACACUGUCGUCGACCUACCUGAUAGCAAGAGAAAAUUGUCCACCAAAUCCAAGAAAUGGAAGUCAAUAUUUAACCUGGGCCGGUCUGGAUCAGAUUCAAAAUCAAAAUUGAGUCGAAAUGGGAGUGUGUUUGUGAGAGGACAGAAACUCUCUGAAAAAGCAACUAUUCGACCAGCUAAAAGCAUGGACUCUCUGUGCUCCCUGCCUGUAGAAGGGGAGGAUGAGAAAAGCCGGUUCAAACGCACAGUCGCUGCUGGAGGGUUUUUCAUCCCAGUGAUGAAAACGCGGACAGGAGGCACAAGCAGCUCGGGUGACCUCAGCAAGGAGAGUGAGUGGGACCGUGAGGGGUCCCCAGCAGGGGCCGAGGGAGGCUCAGAGCUCAGCAGGGAUAAAGCUGGCACUAGGGCCCCCCAGGCGAGGCCACCCCCUGAGCAGUUGAAGGUGUUCCGGGCCAUGGAGGACACUGAAAGUGAGCAGACCUCCCCAAAGACGUGUCGCAUGUUCUACACCUCCGACACAGCCUCCAAAUCAGGCUUCCCCAGCAGCCUCUUUCCUCUGGAAGCUUCUCCCCGGCACCAGCGGAAAGUCCUGAAUAUCUCGGAGCCCUUCGCCGUUUCCGUGCCCCUUCGGGUGUCCGCAGUCAUCAGCACCAACAGCACCCCAUGCCGUGUGCCUGUCAAGGACAAGCCUGGCCUCUCCAGCCUGGAGGAAUCAUCCGCUCUGGGGCUGGGCGGUGCUGCUCCCACAGCGCCGGAAGUGGGUGGCCAGCCCAGGACUGAGCAGGCCACAGACAGGGAGGAGAAGCAGCCCAGGGCUGAGGCUGCACCAGGUAAAACUAGUAGAGGUUUUACCACUGAGGAACUGAUGGCAGCCAAGAAGCCUGAGUCCUCAGAAACCUCAAAGCCAACAACAGAAAACUGGGAGCUGUUAGGCAGUGGCAGCAGCACCAGUGGCAGGCAAGCCCCAGAGCAGAGCCCUGGCUUGAAACAGACACCAGCACCAGAGGGCCUAGGAGGCCUGCACUCGGCAGGUGAGAUCGAACAAGGCCAGCUUGUGACACAGGAAAACCCCUCUGAGAGAGGCAGCCAGCAGCAGGAGAUACCAAGGGUUAAAGCAGAGGAGGCCUCGUUCCCGAGAGAGCUGGCUGAAGAUGAUGCUGCCAAUGCCCUGAUGGAACCACUGUGGCCAGAGAUUCAACAGGAACUCAAAAUUAUUGAAUCUGAAGAGGAGCUCUCAUUCUUGCCUACAGAUGUCCCCAAGACAGGCUCACUCCAGCCUGCGUCCUCUGCUUCACCACAGACAGACAGCUUCUGUUCUGUUUCUGUGCUUGCUGUGACACUGACUGACCAGGAAACUCCAUCCGGAACCCCACAGGCCACAUCACAGUUGCCUUUAUUUGGUGCCUCCUCCAAAGAAAGUUCAAAGGAGCCUGGCAGCCUCCAGGGUGGUAAACCUGAAAUGGUAGCACAGCGUGACUGCUCUCCUAACAUACCCGAACUGGAUACUGUCCUGUCUGGGACAGCUUCUCCAAAGAACCAUCUAGUGCUGGACAACGUCAGCAGUGAUCUUCCAGCUCCCCACCAAGACCAGAAGCUUUAUGAUGAGAAGCAGCUCAUUGAGGGUCCUUUUAAAGAAGAUGUCUCAGAUACCAAAGGGUUGUGUCCAGACCAAACCAAGGAGAAAGGAAACCCUGGCCUGCUGCAUAGCGAAAAGGAUGGCAUUGCUGUAGGCCAGGAUGGAGUCCUAACCCAGAGGGAGAAACCUGAUAGAGAGGCUGCAGGAGAUGGCCUGAUCUCAUCAAAGAGGGCAAGUAGAACUGGAGCCCAGAAACCCAGAGAGGGCGGCAUGGCUAACAGAGCCCAGGACUCUUUCGACCAUGAAGAGGAGGAUGCAUGGACAGACAAUGUCCAGGGCUUUGAGCUGGUAGAGCCAUGGGAGGAUCACCAGUGGGUCACCAGCCCGCUCCAUUCCCCCACCCUCAAGAACCUCCAGGAAAAGGCAAUGCAGGAUUUCCAGUCACAAAGCUAUGGAGUGGAGAGGGGCCUUUCUGCUCGGCCACGGUUCAGUCGCAGUCUUUCUCUGGAUAGCAAAGACAUGGUGCUGAGUGUGUGGGCUAUCCAGCCACUUCUCACAAGUGCGGCUGAAGAGCUCCCACAUGGCUGCACUAGAUCAGGGACCAGGGACCUGUUGGAAACACUGUCAACCUCACCACCCAGGCCGAACCAUGUUGAGCGAGCUGAGAGCUGUCUGAGUCCUCGAGAGGACUAUUUAGAGCCUGAGGGAUCAAGUGAUGCCCUGAGCAGUGAGGCAGAGCCUGCAGCAGAGAGGCUGCUAGCCAGGCAUGAGGAACUGCACCCUGCCUCUCUUUCAGAGCCAGGGGAGAAGGUAGUGGAUGGCAGUAAAGAAAACCCUCAGGACUUAACACCUGAGUUGCCUUUUCCACACUGUAAUACCCAAGAUGGUUUCUUGCAGGUAAAGAAAAUAGAUGAAGAUCCAUCCAGGCCUCAGGAUGCUGCCCCCACUGGAGCAGCUAUCACCAAAGGGCUGUGUUCCACCAGCGAGUCACAGCUAAGUAACAACAAAGGCGAAGACGCACCCCGUAAAGUGAGAACCAGGCCAUCAUCUCUUAACUUGGAUUCACUCCUCCCUGCCCCCAAUUUCUUCAAGUUUGAGAGACUGGCGGUGCCCACUUCACCUGGAAACCUCUUAUGUACGCAGAAGGAAGGGAAGAGCAGCGAUUCUGUCCUGUCAUUGCCUGCUGCCUGCCCUGCCAGGAGCAAAGGCGACUCCUGGGGAUCUCGCUUCGAUCUCCGAGAGCUAGACCUGGAUUACAUGGCAGUGGCCCACGCUGCCACCGGCCGUCGUAACUCUGCCCCUGUGAGUGUGUCGGCGGUGAGGACCUCCUUCAUGAUUAAGAUGUGCCAGGCCAGAGCUGUGCCAGUGAUACCACCCAAGAUCCAGUACACACAGGUCCCACAGCCACUACAGACUCAGAAUGCUGACCGUGACAUCUCUGCAUUGCUGGGAAGGAAGGAAACAGAAGCCCACUCUGCCAGCAGGCAGGCCCCCCAAGCAGCUUGGGGACAGCUGGAGCCCCCAAAGAGCCCUCGGGUAGAAAAGAAAGCCAAAAAGGAGAAAGAAAACAGUGACCCAACUCAAAUGGAUUCAACUUCUUCUAGGCAUGGCAACCUCAACCCUCUGCCAGAUCUCUCCCUUUCCAGUCGUAAUUCCACCCAGGAGGCGCCCGUGCUGCGCCGAAAGCGCACUUCAGAGGGGGAGACCACAGGAGACAACCCACAAUCCUCAAAAAUGGAGAGGCCAUCGGGGUUUUCCAAGCCUUCCUACAGAUCCAGACCAGGAAGGCCCCAGAGCCUUAUCCUCUUCAGCCCGCCCUUCCCCAUAAUGGACCAUUCAUCUUCUUCAGCAGACUCCAGGGUGUUGUUAUCACCCAUAAGAAGCCCCUCUCAGAGCAACUCUCCAAACCCUAUUUGUGGCGAUCUGUCUGGGAACCUGCAAACAACGCCUGAGGGGGUCACUCUGCGGAAUAAAAUGACCAUCCCCAAAAAUGGGCAGAGACUGGAGACCUCCACUAGCUGCUUUUACCAGCCCCAGAGGAGGUCAGUGAUUCUCGAUGGGAGAAGCGGGAGGCAGAUAGAAUAACGCCAGCUCACCUCACCCUUCUUCCCUGGUGGAUGAGAAGGGAGUGCCCACCUUGAGACCAAUUGUGCUAUUGUUGUUGUUGUUAUGAUUAUAAAUAUUCUGUGCAAAAGGGACACAAAUCUUUUAUAUCCUCCUGUAGAGCAUUUUGCUACUGAUGUUCUCAUUCUCUUUGUCUCUCUCCUUUUUGGGCAACCCCACAUUAUCUGCUCUAUGGAAAAAAAAUUCCCAAGGAAGUUUGUUUUCUUCAGUCUCACCCUCUGUCUGGAAAAAACAUAACAUGGUCCAAUGGAUAUGUAUGUGAAGGAGGUAAGACCAGACAGGUACAUUUUUCUCCCUUGCACCACUGGGCGAUGAUGCAGGACCAUCUGUCCAGCCAUCCCUACUGUACUGCUCUGAAUAGCAUAAGCAAACUGCAGAGUAGAAUGGUGAUAGCUGAAGGUGAGAAGGUAAAGCUGACCUGUAAAGAUCACACUGCUUGCGUUAUGUUUUGUUGCUCUUCUCUGGACUUUCUCCAAUUUGUCCACAUCUUUUUCUGAAAUGUGGUGCCCAGAGCUGGACACA
This is a messenger RNA of Gopherus evgoodei (Goodes thornscrub tortoise), 5102 nucleotides long. It is a transcript of the gene ARHGAP31, whose product is annotated as Rho GTPase activating protein 31. The record is from RefSeq and is a predicted model, not a curated record. The transcript is spliced from 12 exons. Gene Ontology annotation, molecular function: GTPase activator activity. Lineage: Eukaryota; Metazoa; Chordata; Testudines; Testudinidae. Gene Ontology annotation, biological process: small GTPase-mediated signal transduction. The coding region runs from base 33 to 4541 and encodes 1502 amino acids.